ACAUUUUGGAGACUGCUUCAGUUGUAGUCUACAUUUGAAUUCUGAAACUGAACAAAUUAACCAGACUGUAACUUAGCUUCAAGUGUAUUGUUACCUCUUGAAACUAUUUUUGAGGUAUGGACGUCAUUUUGCAGAUCCCUCAGGUAAAUAAGGCGCGACGCUAUACAUGCCAGGAACGACCGGCGCUGCUAACUGAUAUCAAAAUCAACAUCCGAAACGAAACCUUGACUGAGCGGUACAGUCUUACUCCUGGCAAGGAGUUGGGCAGGGGGAAGUUUGGUGUUGUGAGAAGGUGUGUGGAGAAGCACACUGGGAUAGAGUACGCUGCCAAGUUUGUGAGGAAGAGGAGGAAGGGUCAGGACUGCCGUGGGGAGGUCAUCCACGAGGUCGCCGCGUUGGAGCUGACCAGAGCCUGCCCCAGAGUCAUCAACCUGCACGAGGUCUACGAGACAGCCAGUGAGAUGGUGCUGCUCCUUGAGUGCGCUGCGGGAGGAGAGAUUUUUGAGCAGUGUGUGGCCUUCUCUGAGCUGGAUGCGAAGCUGCUCCUGAGGCAGAUCCUGGAGGGUGUGGCUUUCCUCCAUAGCAACAACAUUGUGCACCUCGACCUCAAGCCUCAGAACCUCCUACUGACCAGCACCAAACCUCUGGGUGACAUUAAAAUUGUGGACUUUGGGCUGUCACGGGUGGUGAGGCAGAACCAGGAACUGAGAGAGAUCAUGGGAACUCCAGAGUAUGUGGCUCCUGAAGUUCUGAAUUAUGAGCCAAUAAGCACCGCUACUGACAUGUGGAGUAUCGGAGUGCUGACGUACAUUAUGUUGACCGGGCUUUCUCCCUUCUUGGGUGAGGACAAGCAGGAGACAUUCCUGAACAUCUCCCAAGUGGACGUGUCCUAUGCCGGGGAGGAGCUGGAGGCUCUGCAUCCUGCAGCCAUCCUCUUCAUUCAGGCUCUCUUGCUCAAAGAUGCACGUGUGCAUGCAUGUGUGUGUGUGUGUGUGUAUAGGUCUCGUCUCUCCGCUGAGGAAUGUCUCAGACACGAGUGGCUCAGAGGGCCCGAGAGGCAGAAGCAGGCCAGAACAGAAGCCUGUGUCUCGGGACACGAGCAGCUGCUCAGCCCUGAGAAAGACCCAGCGGUGGAGGACCUGAUUGUAAUGGCAGCAUACACACUGGGACAGUGCAGACAGUCUGACUCAGAGGCCUUUAGCCAAGAGCCCGACCCAACAGCCACCUGCUUUAGGCUCGGCGAGCCAUUUCACAGCAUGCAAAAAGCUAUUUACUGAAGAAAUUUCUUUUGAGUUUUUAAUGUUGUUACUUUAGACCAAGUCAUUAAUUUUUCUCAUGGUAUUUGUACCUCAUGUUAGUUUAUGAAUCACUAAAACA
This is a messenger RNA of Alosa alosa (allis shad), 1377 nucleotides long. Its product is annotated as serine/threonine-protein kinase 17A-like. Gene Ontology annotation, molecular function: ATP binding; protein serine/threonine kinase activity. Lineage: Eukaryota; Metazoa; Chordata; Actinopteri; Clupeiformes; Clupeidae. Gene Ontology annotation, cellular component: nucleus. Bases 117 to 1277 code for a protein of 386 amino acids. Gene Ontology annotation, biological process: positive regulation of apoptotic process; protein phosphorylation; intracellular signal transduction. The transcript has 7 exons. The record is from RefSeq and is a predicted model, not a curated record.